AUGGUCACGGGAGGAACAGUUUCCUGGGAUCGGGACGGCAUGCCCUUCUUCUCCAUGGGUGCAGGCACACUACGUGUUCCCAUGGCGAUGCAUGCCGCUCACCGGCAGAAGCUUUGCCAGGUUCUGCGCGAGAGAGCGGAAAUCGGUAGAGAUGCGGUGAUCUUCCUUCAAGGAGGCAAAGAGGCCAGCGUCUACGACACGGACACCAACUGGGAUUUCAAGCAGGAGAGCAACUUCCAGUACCUCUUCGGAGAGCCCGACUGCUUUGCCGCUUUGCGUGUUCGCGACGCGCAUGCGGUGCUCUUUAUCCCCAGGAUGGACAACAUCUACCAGGCCUGGUGCGGUCCCAUCAAGCCGCCGGCCUGGUUCGAGAAAGCCUACAGCAUCGAGGAGGUCGCACAUACUGAUGAGAUCCAGCAGACGCUGCUAGACUUGGGUGCCAAGGAGCUUCUUUUCGUCCGUGGGUCGCCCAACAGAGACUCCGGUCUCCAACUGGAAGAACCCACUUUCGAUGGCAAGGAUACGUUUCAACUCAACAGCAAAGGCAGCAGUGCGCUGUGGGAUGAGCUGAACGAAAUUCGCUCAGUGAAGGACGAAGAGGAGCUAAAGCUGCUUCAGUGGACGAAUGACGUGUCUUCAGAGGCACACAUUGAGACCAUGCGGGCGGUGAAGGGUGGUCAACGGGAGCACCUGGCAGAGGCCACCUUCAAGUACAAGGCCGCCCUCCACGGCUGCUUCCGUGUGGGCUACAGCUGCAUCUGCGGCUCGGGCAGGCGUAAUGCCAUCCUCCACUACGGCCACGCUGCCGAGCCAAACUCUGAGCGCCUCGCCUCAGUCGACAGCCGUUGCCACCACGGCGAGUCGAAGGCGAGCUCCUGGGCUCCGGCCUCCCGAGGCUUGUGGAGCCAGGGUCCCUGA
Messenger RNA from Symbiodinium sp. CCMP2592, 918 nucleotides. The record is from the annotation of a GenBank genome assembly. NCBI's taxonomy places the organism in Eukaryota, Dinophyceae, Suessiales, Symbiodiniaceae.